Moneuplotes crassus is the source of this 1196-nucleotide messenger RNA. The record is from the annotation of a GenBank genome assembly. Lineage: Eukaryota; Ciliophora; Spirotrichea; Euplotida; Euplotidae.
UUUCAGAAAUCCCUCAAACUCUUUGUGGCAAUAUUUACUCCGUCAAUGAUGGUUCAGAGUAAUACAGAUCUGAGCAAACCCAUACUUUUUACCAAGAAUGGCAAAGAGAAUUACAGUACUGUCUGGGGAGGACUAGCCACAAUCUUCAUCUUCUUUGUAAUGGUGGUUUACCUAAUUGUUUUGAUAACAAUGCCAUUAGUGGAAAAAACGGUUACAACUACCUUAGAUAAAGGAUCUGAUACCCUGUCUUGAGACAAUACGACCACUCCGACCAAUCCUGGAGGAAACGUUACUACUGAAGAUCCAUACACAUAUGUCUGCAAGAGUUCUACCACCUGUCCUGAACUAGCUGAUACCUUAUGAUCUCCAGGUACAGGAACUGAAGAGACUACUGAUAAAAUCUCAUUUGUACAAUAUUCUAAGGUAAAGAAAAAUGAAGGAUAUUCUCCUGCUUAUACAAGUACUGAAGUUCAUGCUCCUUUUUCUGCUGGCUUUAACAUCGCUUUCAAAUGGAGAGAUCAUACGAAUGGGUAAUAUCUUAUGGAAAAUUGUACGAAGAGCGUCAUCAGAUGGAGGACUUAACAUUGUAGACACACAAGUUGGCACAGUUCCUUGUGAAGCAUCUAUGUUUCCGGCAGAGCUUCAAGAUCAAUUAGUCACAGUUGGAAUUAGUGAUUACAUGUGCAUCGAUCUUGCUGACAUCAGCUCUACAAUCUUGUUAUCUAAUGAUCAUGGUACAAAUUAUAGCUAUGUUGUUUGGCAAGCUGUGAAAUGCUCUGGAGGUUCCUGAGGAUCAGAAUCUAUCUCUGGAACAUAUAUUGACAUGCUCAUGGUUGAUGCAUCCUUUGAUCAUGGUAGCUUAGGAACUCCUAAGAAAUACAUGCUGAACAUGGAUAAUGAGAUCAAGAUUGUAGAGAACGGAAUUUAUCAUUUUAAUUAUAGACUCAGGAAAAAUUAUGUGCUGGAUUCCUCAAAUAAUCUUGACUGGUUCUAUUCAUUAGUAAAAAUUAAUGAAGGGUUCCAGUACGUGUCUAGCUCUGAUCUAUUAGCUGAAAUGAGGAUUUUGGUUGACGACAUGCAGGUUUCUUGGCAGAGAGAGGUUGAAUAUCAACCAAAAAUUCAAAGUCAAUUUAUUAAUCUAGGCGAUGAAUUUUUUGGAGGUACUUCUCAACAAAGAUGAUACUGGAACGUUUAGA